Molecule: messenger RNA, 3926 nt
Organism: Artibeus jamaicensis (Jamaican fruit-eating bat)
Lineage: Eukaryota; Metazoa; Chordata; Mammalia; Chiroptera; Phyllostomidae
Gene: VPS11
Product: VPS11 core subunit of CORVET and HOPS complexes
Exons: 15
Coding region: 27-2987 (986 amino acids)
Biological process (GO): organelle fusion; vesicle-mediated transport; endosome organization
Cellular component (GO): endosome; HOPS complex
Molecular function (GO): protein binding; protein-macromolecule adaptor activity
Source: RefSeq, a predicted model, not a curated record
CUGGGGGGCUUGGGGCCUUGGCAAAGAUGGCGGCCUACCUUCAAUGGCGCCGCUUUGUUUUCUUCGACAAGGAUCUGGUUAAGGAACCUCUGGGCAAUGAUGGUCCCGCGCCCGGGGCCGCGCCUAACUCUGGAUCCGCUGCUUCCAAGUUCCUUUGCCUCCCUCCUGGCAUCACUGUCUGCGACUCAGGCCGAGGGAGCAUAGUCUUCGGAGAUAUGGAAGGCCAGAUUUGGUUCUUGCCCCGCUCCCUACAGCUUACAGGUUUCCAAGCCUACAAACUACGGGUGACACACCUGUACCAGCUGAAGCAGCAUAAUAUUCUAGCAUCUGUAGGUGAGGAUGAGCAGGGCAUCAAUCCCCUGGUGAAGAUCUGGAACCUGGAGAAGAGAGAUGGUGGCAAUCCACUCUGUACUCGAAUCUUCCCUGCCAUUCCUGGAACGGAGCCGACUGUUGUGUCUUGUUUGACUGUCCAUGAAAAUCUCAACUUUAUGGCCAUCGGUUUCACAGAUGGCAGUGUUACAUUGAACAAAGGAGACAUCACUCGGGACCGGCAUAGCAAAACCCAGAUUUUGCACAAGGGCAACUAUCCUGUUACUGGACUCGCCUUCCGCCAAGCGGGAAAGACCACUCAUUUGUUUGUUGUGACAACAGAGAAUGUUCAGUCCUAUCUAGUUUCUGGAAAGGACUGCCCUCGUGUGGAGUUGGAUACUCAUGGUUGUGGUCUACGCUGCUCAGCCCUAAGUGACCCUUCUCAGGACCUACAGUUCAUAGUAGCCGGGGAUGAGUGUGUCUACUUGUACCAGCCUGAUGAACGUGGGCCCUGCUUCGCCUUUGAGGGCCAUAAACUCAUUGCUCACUGGUUUAGAGGCUACCUUAUCAUUGUCUCCCGUGACCGGAAGGUUUCUCCCAAGUCAGAGUUUACCAGCGGGGACACACAGAGCUCUGACAAGCAGAUUCUCAAUAUCUAUGACUUGUGUAACAAGUUCAUAGCCUAUAGUGCUGUCUUUGAGGAUAUAGUGGACGUGCUUGCUGAGUGGGGCUCCCUGUACGUGCUGACGCGGGAUGGGCGGGUCCACGCACUGCAAGAGAAGGACACACAGACCAAACUGGAGAUGCUGUUUAAGAAAAACUUAUUUGAAAUGGCAAUUAACCUGGCCAAGAGCCAGCACCUGGAUAGUGAUGGAUUAGCCCAUAUCUUCAUGCAGUAUGGGGACCAUCUCUAUAGCAAGGGCAACCAUGAUGGGGCUGUCCAGCAGUAUAUCAGAACCAUCGGAAAGUUGGAGCCAUCAUAUGUGAUCCGCAAGUUUCUGGAUGCCCAGCGUAUCCACAACCUGACCGCCUACCUGCAGACUCUGCAUCGGCAGUCCCUGGCCAAUGCCGACCACACCACACUCCUGCUCAACUGCUACACCAAGCUCAAGGAUAGCUUGAAGCUGGAGGAGUUCAUCAAGACAAAGAGUGAGAGUGAGGUCCACUUUGAUGUGGAGACAGCCAUCAGGGUCCUCCGGCAGGCUGGCUACUAUUCUCAAGCCCUCUAUUUGGCCGAGGACCAUGCACAUCAUGAGUGGUACUUGAAGAUCCAGCUAGAGGACAUCAAGAACUAUCAAGAAGCCCUUAGGUACAUCGGCAAGCUGCCUUUUGAGCAGGCAGAAAGCAAUAUGAAACGCUAUGGCAAGAUCCUCAUGCACCAUAUUCCAGAGCAGAUGACCCAGUUGCUGAAGGGACUUUGUACCAACUAUCAGCCCAGCCCUGAAGGCCAACAUGACAAGGAGGCUCCAGUUUGCAGGGCCAACUCAGAGGAGUUUAUCCCCAUCUUUGCCAACAAUCCACGAGAGCUGAAAGCUUUCCUAGAGCACAUGAGUGCAGUGCAGCCCAACUCGCCACAGGGCAUUUAUGACACGCUUCUUGAAUUACGACUACAGAACUGGGCCCAUGAGAAGGAUCCACAGGUCAAAGAGAAGCUUCAUGCAGAGGCUGUCUCCCUUCUGAAGAGUGGCCGCUUCUGUGAUGUCUUUGACAAGGCCCUGGUCCUAUGCCAGAUGCAUGACUUCCAGGAUGGGGUCCUUUACCUCUAUGAGCAGGGGAAGCUGUAUCAGCAGAUUAUGCACUACCACAUGCAACAUGAGCAGUACCGGCAGGUGAUCGCUGUGUGUGAGUGCCAUGGGGAGCAGGAACCCUCCCUGUGGGAACAGGCACUCAGCUACUUUGCCCGCAAGGAGGAGGACUGCAAGGAGUAUGUGGCAGCUGUGCUCAAGCAUAUUGAGAACAAAAACCUCAUGCCACCCCUUUUAGGUACUUGGAAGGACAGGGUGGGUGGGCAGGUGUUAGCUGCUAAAAAUCAGGGGCUCUGGGGUAGGAGCUCUUCCACUUUGUCUAGAGGGCACUGCUUGGUUCAUUGUUUUGUUUCCUCUUGGACCCCAAUCUCAGUGGUGCAGACCCUGGCCCACAACUCCACAGCCACCCUGUCUGUCAUCCGGGACUACCUGGUCCAAAAACUGCAGAAACAGAGCCAGCAGAUUGCACAGGAUGAGCUCCGGGUACGGCGGUACCGAGAGGAAACCACCCGCAUCCGCCAGGAGAUUCUGGAGCUCAAGACGAGGCCAAAGAUUUUCCAGAAGACCAAGUGCAGCAUCUGUAACAGUGCCUUGGAGUUGCCCUCAGUCCACUUUCUCUGUGGACAUUCCUUCCACCAACACUGCUUUGAGAGUUACUCAGAAAGUGAUGCUGACUGCCCCACCUGCCUUCCUGAAAACCGGAAGGUCAUGGAUAUGAUCCGGAUCCAGGAACAGAAACGAGACCUCCAUGAUCAGUUCCAGCACCAGCUCAAGUGCUCCAAUGACAGCUUCUCUGUGAUUGCUGACUACUUUGGUCGGGGUGUUUUCAACAAAUUGACUCUGCUGACCGACCCUCCCAUAGCCAGGCUGACUGGAAGUCUGGAGUCCGGGCUGCAGCGGGACCUGCUUGUGCAUUCCAGGAGGGGCACUUAAGCAGCUCAUGGAAGGGGUGUGAUGGUGAAGCCACAGCAUUAGGAACUUGGGAAUCAAGCAGACAUGUGCAGGACUCCGCUCUGACUUGAUGCCAGUUUUCAGAACUAAAGGAGAUAUUUUCCCUGCCUUCUCUUUGGCCAGUCCACCACUUCUCCUGUUGACUUUUUGAACAGUGUAGAUUUUUCAAGACUAGUCAGGGAGGGCACCUCAGUAACCUCUGAGUAUGGUUAAUAGCUGCUUUAUCCUCUAACCAGGAGUACCACCCUGUGGUUGGGUCCUUGCUCCCAGAGUCUAUAAAUAAAAUGAUGAUUUUAGGGUUAAAUUUACUCUGGGGACCUGCUGAUGAUUCUAAACUGUAGAGUGUACUCUGCAUGCAUCCCUAAGAGCUCUACUUCCCUUACAGAGCUCCUUAAAGGUCGUGUUGGUAUGUGUAUAUGUGUAUAUAUAUAUUCACUCCAGAGAGAGAGAGGCAGGAAGGGGGAAAGAGAGAAACACUGGUGUGAGAGAAACAUCAUAGUUGGUUGCUUCCCUCACCCCUGAUCAGGAACUGAACCCACAACCUAGGUAUAUGCCCUGAAACCUUGGUUUACAGUAUGAUGCUCCAACCAACUGAGGCACACUGGCCAGGCAAGAUUGAUUUGACCUCAUUCCAGUAAUGGGUGGGACCUAUAGCAUCUAAUAGAGUUCAGUGUAGUGAAGAACCUCUUUAAAAGACCUAAUGUCUGAGCUCCAAGAGCAUUUUGGCCUGAGGCCCCCAAAUAGCUCCUGCUCUUUAGUCAGGUCUAUACUAUGGCUCUUGGACAAAGCAUUUAGGCAGGAGACAGAUUCUGAUGGGGAGCCUUGAGCCUAAGUCUACUGUCUGCAUAAUGAGUGGGCUGGUAUCUUCCUAUAUUCAAUAUCAGAUAAAAGGACCUCUAUUAAAACAUUUUUUUCCCUCUU